AUUCCUGCAGUUAGGGUACCUAGCUUGCUUCCUUGAAAACGCGGGUCAUGUAGGCAGUCCCGGUGCAACGUGUGGACUACAAAAACGUAAUGCUGAGAACUUGUCGUUGCUCACACAAUGGUUUUCCGAUCAUUGUGUGAAUGACAAUCUUGAAUCUUGAAGACAGCGCAGAAAAAGUGGUGCGUGAGGAUAACAUUGACCUAUUCGGAGAUUCCGAUAUCUAUUAUAGUUCACCUCUUGAAGCUUGGUAGCCCGACUCCAUGGCAAGUAGCAAACCCAGCCGUGGCGAUCGUGGUGGCGGGGGCAGGGACGUCCAGCUCUCCAAGUCCCUAUCCUGGCUAUGCCGUCAUGGUGCGCCGAAGGAAGGCAUAACUGUACACUCAGGUGGUUUCCUCAUCGUCGAUGAUGUCUUGCGGCUGAAGCAGUUUCGAAACUUCACAGUUGAUGACGUGCGGCGCGUGGUGGAGAGCAACGCCAAGCAACGCUUUGCCUUGGAAGAAGAGCCACAGCUCAUGAUCCGGGCAAACCAAGGCCACUCAUUUGAAGUCCCCGACUUGGCCCUGGAGCCGAUCUUGUCAGCCGAUGAAGCUCCGGUGGUGGUGCAUGGCACCUAUCUCAAAGCCUGGCCAGCCAUCAAAGAGAGAGGUCUUUCCAAGAUGUCUAGAACGCAUGUUCACUUUAGUCCAAAGGAGCCUGACGAUGACUCUGUCAUCAGCGGAAUGCGCGCAUCCUGUCAGGUACUGAUCUACAUCAACAUGUCCAAAGCUCUAGCAGAUGGUCUGGAGUUCUUCAAGUCUGCUAAUGAUGUCAUUUUGUGUGCGGGAGACAAAGAUGGUUGUAUUGCGCCCAGGUUCUUUGAGAGGGCAGUGCAGCGUUCUGAUGGCUCUUCCUUGCUUUGAUCAUGAUUUUCAGUUGGCAAUGAUUUCAGCUGAACAAGGAGGCUGGCGCCCUGUUGUCUGGGGUUUGCAUGUGUGCGUGCACCACAGCAGCUGCUGCCAAGCUUGGCAGUUAACCAAUCUGCCUAGUGGUAGCUUUGCUUAAUCAAGGCAUGUUCUAGUGCCAUGCUCUGUCCCUGGCGACUGCUUCAAGUAACUUAGUUACGUGCAAGUGCAGCUCAGACUCGCGGGACCAAGGUGAUGCUGUGGCACAGUACGUCACAUUCAAAUUAAUUCUGACAUAGUAUCAACUUACAUGCUAUAAGUUUUGAUAUCAUAUUAUUGUAGCUUGCUGGUCAGGCAUACUGGUGUCACGUCCGUUGGCCCCAUCUACAUUGUAGGCUAGUUUGUCUUUGAAGUAUAUUUAUUCUUACUUGUAUUUUUAAAUUCGUUUGUGGAGUUGUAGAUGCUGUGCACCUAUCAAUCAUUUGUUUAGGUGUGUUUGUAUUGCUAAGCUUGCCACCUAUCACUAUGCUCUGCAUCGUGUAUGCGCGGCCUGGUCCGACAAGUGGCAAGCUAGCGAAAGCAGUAGUCUGCAUGUAGAAAUAGUUUGCAAUUCUUUGAAACUUUCCUAAAUAAAAUGUAUACAUGUACAUGGAGACCAGAAACAAAUAAUGGCAAAUUAAAACCCAUCAGACCCUUCUCUGUGAAAACGAGGGCUUCUUUUGCUUGCUUUGUACUAACAAACCAUCACGUGCUAUCGAAUAUCUACUGCAUGUCUCAAUGUUUCGCCAUUCAUCUAUUGGUGUCAAGGCAGUCACGUGACGCAUGACGCACCGCUGAUGUUAUAUUAUUAUUAUUAUUAAGGAUGAAAGAGAUUGAAGCGUACUCACAA
Sycon ciliatum is the source of this 1770-nucleotide messenger RNA. Its product is annotated as tRNA 2'-phosphotransferase 1-like. The transcript has 7 exons. Gene Ontology annotation, molecular function: tRNA 2'-phosphotransferase activity. The coding region runs from base 261 to 899 and encodes 212 amino acids. Gene Ontology annotation, biological process: tRNA splicing, via endonucleolytic cleavage and ligation. NCBI's taxonomy places the organism in Eukaryota, Metazoa, Porifera, Calcarea, Leucosolenida, Sycettidae. The record is from RefSeq and is a predicted model, not a curated record.